AUGCCUAUGGCGGCUAGUGUCGUUGACUUGGCAAAAUGUACAAGCUGGUGCAGCAAAAACUACCCAAACGCAGCCACCAACUGCAUCCUUCCUGCAGUCCGUGGCCAAGGUCCUUGCUAUGUUUGUGGACCUUUGAAGACAUCUCCGACUCAGCAGCUGUGCAGUGGUGCCUGCAAGGAUACUUCGACUGAUUCCAAGAACUGUGGAUCAUGUGGUAAAGUGGUUAGUGUUCUACUGGAACAAGUUGCAUUUCUGGCGCUUGUAAAUGCCCAAAUAACGGCCAGCUCUGCAGUGGUAAUAAGUGUUCUACUGGAACAAGUUGCAUUUCUGGCGCUUGUAAAUGCCCAAAUAACGGCCAGCUCUGCAGUGGUGCGUGCAAAGACCUCACUACUGACAAUAAAAAUUGCGGAGCAUGUGGUCAAGUAG
This is a messenger RNA of Penicillium macrosclerotiorum, 426 nucleotides long. RefSeq lists its product as uncharacterized. Bases 1 to 426 code for a protein of 141 amino acids. The record is from RefSeq and is a predicted model, not a curated record. The transcript has 4 exons. NCBI's taxonomy places the organism in Eukaryota, Fungi, Ascomycota, Eurotiomycetes, Eurotiales, Aspergillaceae.